AUGGUGAAUGGAGAUAGAGGAGUUCCUGAACUGACUGUAAUGCGACUGAGAGAUACUUAUUUACGUAUUGUUUAUAGGGUUGAUUCAAAGUUUAUAGGGUUGCUUUAUUUGUUGCUAGAAAGGGUUGCUAGGGUUGCUUUAUUAGUUUUAUAUGUUGUUAAUGCAUAUUAUGGGUUGAUUAACAUUUUAAUGGGUAUGAAUUUCCUAAUUCAUCCGGAUAAUCGCUGUUCUUCAAAAAUUGCUUCUACAAUCAAAUAUUCUUUGAUUCAAGCUAUCCAUGAGAAGCUUUCAACAAAGCAAGUUAGUGAUUUUUGUGAUUCUUGUUUUGGUCAUUUCCUAAAUCUGCCAGAGUUCACAAUGCAACAUCAGCUUAUACACAAUCUAUUGCUAAGAGAGUUGCAACAACCCAACAAGCUAGAGAUUUGGGUUGGUGUAAAUGGCAUGAAGCUUCGAUUUGGGAUAAGGGAUUUUGCAUUAGUCACCGGAUUACGGUGUGUGGGCUCCACAGAUAAAAUCAAAUAUGUUUCAAAGGAUAAUGGUUUUUAUUCUACAUAUUUCAAGGAUCAUUCGAAGAUCAAUAAGAAACUUCUUAAAGAAUUCUUUGAUGGGAAAAAAUGGAAGAAUGAUGAGGAUGCCUUGAAGAUUACAUUGAUGCAUUUUCUGCACAAUUUCUUGCUUAGUUCUUCUGAAACUAAUAUUGUCCCUAAAGAAGACUUUAAUAUUAUUGAUAAUGGUGAGUUUUCUGAAUUUCCUUGGGGUAAAGAAAUUUUCAAGGCUACUGUUGAACCUUUAAAGAAAAGGAUUGUUGUAAAAAAUAGUAAAAAAGAGAGCAACAAAGAUGACAAGAAAAAAGAACAGGCUUUCUAUAGGUUGCUUGGAUUUCCAUAUGCCUUCCAAGUAUGGUUUUUUGAGUGUUGUCCAUAUUUGAAUGGGAGAUAUUGUCAUCUCUCUCAAGGAUCCAUCCCACGUAUUCUCAAAUGGUCAAGCACCAUUCAACCUACAUUUGCAGAAGUGACCAAGUUGUUAUCUUUGAAUGUUGCUGAGUUGAAAUUGAGGAAUAUAUAUCCUACUUCCAAGGAGAGAAAAAAUUCAGAAAUAAACAGUUUGUUUCCAAAAGAAAAGGAAGCUAUUGAGGAUGAAAUCAGUGUUGCUGAUAAUGUUAGAGUUGCUCAAGGACAUAGAGCAACUAAUUCUAGAGUUGUUGCAUUAGGAGAUGAUGACUUUGUAGAGACUCCACCUCGGUCUGUUGCUAGUGAUUCUUCACCUUCUUUGCCUGCUAUUCAUCCUCACUUUGAUGCUGGUGGUUGUUCAUCUCCUACGCCUGAGAUGCCUCAUGUUUCGCUAAGUAGCAUGCAUGCACAGUUGCUAGCUUUAGAGGCAUGCAACAAGAGAUUAGAAGAAAGCAACACAAGAUUAGAAGCAAGCAACAAGAAAUUAGAAGAGAGCCACAAGAUUUUUAUUAAUGAGUUGUCUUCAUUGAAGAGUCAUGUUCAUGAAGGAUUUUUGAAUCUUCAAAAGUUAUUUAGUUCCCAUUUUGUAGGGAAACAGGUAUGUACUGUUUUAUGUUUACUUUUUAAACUUUUUGUGCUUUAUCCUAUCAUUAUUUGUUCCUUAUUUUUUAUUUUUGUUCUGUAUUUGUAUUUUGAAUAG
Molecule: messenger RNA, 1650 nt
Organism: Humulus lupulus (European hop)
Lineage: Eukaryota; Viridiplantae; Streptophyta; Magnoliopsida; Rosales; Cannabaceae
Exons: 5
Coding region: 1-1650 (549 amino acids)
Source: RefSeq, a predicted model, not a curated record